Molecule: messenger RNA, 1014 nt
Organism: Diaporthe amygdali
Lineage: Eukaryota; Fungi; Ascomycota; Sordariomycetes; Diaporthales; Diaporthaceae
Exons: 5
Coding region: 1-1014 (337 amino acids)
Source: RefSeq, a predicted model, not a curated record
AUGGCGUGGCUUCCGGAGAGUGUGGUCAGGUCACUUGACGAGACUAAGGCUGAGUACAGAACUCUCGGCAGAAGUGGACUUCGAGUUUCUGUCCCCAUCGUUGGCUGUAUGAGUAUCGGCAGCCCGGAGUGGGCUGAUUGGGUCAUCGGACCGGAGAAAGCGCUUCCACUGUUGAAGGCUGCCUACGACCGAGGUGUAAACACCUGGGACACGGCCAACAUCUACUCAAACGGAGAUUCCGAACGGGUGAUCGCUGAAGCGAUCAGGACAUACCAUAUUCCUCGCCAAAAACUUGUCUUGAUGACAAAGGCGUGGAGCUGUGUCGGUGAAGAGCAGUUCCACGCCUAUCCCAUCCUCGAGGAGCUCCGUAAAAGCAAAGACUAUGUCAAUCAGUUUGAAACUGAGUAUAUCGAUCUGUUCUGGAUCCAUCGCUUCGAUCCGUCUACUCCAAUCGAGGAAACUAUGCAAGCAUUGGACGAUCUCAUCAAAUCCGGCAAAAUUAGAUACAUAGGGGCUAGUUCUAUGUGGGCCUUUCAGUUUGCCAUGAUGCAGUUCUGUGCCGAGAAGAACGGCUGGACAAAAUUCAUUGCAAUGCAGAACCACUACAGCCUGCUCUACCGUGAAGAAGAGCGAGAAAUGAACAAAUUUUGUAAUGCUACCGGUGUUGCUAUAGUACCGUGGGGACCUCUUGCCCAGGGUCAACUCGCUAGACCGCUCAGUGUACGCGGCACCACCACGCGCUCAACCGGUGGUUUGGGAGACCCUUCAACGACACGAUCCGAAGCCGUCGAGAUUAUCAACCGAGUGAAGAGCCUAGCCUCGCAGAAGGGAUGGACUAUGAGUCAAGUAGCUCUGGCCUGGAUAUUGAAGCGAACGACGAGUCCAAUCAUCGGCUUCAGCAGCAUCGAUCGAAUCGAUGAAUCACUUUCGGCUAUUGGCAAGAGCUUGACCGUAGACGAAGAAAAUUAUCUGGAAGAAGUCUACACCCCGCUCGAGAUAGAAGGCCAUUUCUAA